Yarrowia lipolytica CLIB122 is the source of this 420-nucleotide messenger RNA. NCBI's taxonomy places the organism in Eukaryota, Fungi, Ascomycota, Dipodascomycetes, Dipodascales. The record is from RefSeq and is a predicted model, not a curated record.
AUGACCGAAGUGAAGAGCGUUAACUGGAGACUGGUCGAGGCUGGCCGAAUUGUCCUCAUCAACCGAUCUGACAACAAGUCCACUCAGGGCAAGCUUGCCAUCAUCGCCGAGAUUGUCGACCACGGACGAGUCCUCAUCGACGGCCCCACCACCGGCGUUGCCCGACAGGUUGCCAACCUCAAGCAUGUCACCCUUACCCCCCACGUUGUCGAGGGUGUCAAGCGAGGCAUGAAGUCCAAGACCAUCAAGGCUAAGGUCGAGGCUUCUCCUGCUUUCAAGGAGUGGUCCGAGUCCAGCUGGGCCAAGAAGAUCGCUCAGCGAGAGCGACGACGACAUCUCACCGACUUCGAGCGAUUCCAGGUCAUGGUCCACCGACGAGAGCGAAAGGCUGCUCUUGCCAAGGCUGUCGCCAAGGCCUAA